This is a messenger RNA of Exophiala viscosa, 1875 nucleotides long. RefSeq names its product Nse4 C-terminal-domain-containing protein. Gene Ontology annotation, cellular component: nucleus; Smc5-Smc6 complex. The coding region runs from base 229 to 1674 and encodes 481 amino acids. The record is from RefSeq and is a predicted model, not a curated record. Gene Ontology annotation, biological process: DNA repair. Lineage: Eukaryota; Fungi; Ascomycota; Eurotiomycetes; Chaetothyriales; Herpotrichiellaceae. The transcript has a single exon.
GUUCCGUUCUAUGCGCUGCUUGCACUACAUCGUCCAACAGGUCACACCUGACAUGACCAGCGUCAAACGAAUUAGAGCACGAAUCUGACCAUAUCACGCUCUGGGAGGUGAUCCAAAACGACUUCACAUUCUUUGAGCGCCUGAACAUUCAUCAAGCGCCUCCAUCAGGCUGGGUCUUCAUACAAUUCCCGCCGGCACGUCCGACCCUUUAUCGGCUAUGUGUUGAAAAUGGCACGUCUGAACACACAAGCAGCAUCUCCUGAUUCGGAAAGUCAAGGGCUCUCAAGCUCACCGAAUCGAGAUACUCCUCGUACUUCCGACCCCCCUUCGUCCCCUGCGCAACCCUCAGACUCGGACAAAGAGAACCACACGCGCUCGUCCACAUCCGGGAGGGGGAAACGAGUCAGAAAUACCGCGCUGAUGCCGGAGAGUCGUGGCGCCGAGUCCAGCCAUGCUCAGAAGCGGAGGAGAAUAAGUGCUGAGGAACCGCAGAGUACAGCGCGUACCCACAAAUUCUAUGAUCCCGAUCAAGAUCCUGAAGAGCGGAGGUUGGUCCGAAAGGGCCUACGUAGUCUCUUCGCCGAACUACAUGACUCGAAGACAGAAUUUCUGAAGCCGGAAUCGAAAGGACUGGAAGACACUUUGCGCAAAGCAGAUGAAUUGUUCAAGAAUGUCAAGCAAACAUCCGAAGCGACUAUCGAUUCUCGAUUAUUGGUUGAGGCUGCCGAUUUGUCAUUCAGAAAGAUCAACAACUUGGCCCUCGGUGACGGAUCGACGGGAAUAGACGUCGACGACUUUGUCACAAAAUGUAUUGGGUUCAUGAAACGAGGAGAUGAACCUGAACAGCGCAAUCACAACGAACCUCCGAGUACACAAACGCAGCGGCGACGCCGUCGUCAAGGCGAAGAUCUGGAAGAUGGCGACGAGGGGGACACCAUGAACUGGGAGUAUCUGGGCAAAAAUGCUUGUUUUCUCUACAACGCCCGUCCUUGCCUGACGGGAUUCCUUCUCGGUCCACUGUCAGUUCAGAAGAAAGUGCGUCAACAGACACAACGCAAAGCUCGAGAAGCUCGCACGCAAGAUACACAGGCUCUUCGUCCAGUUGAGCUUAACGAUGAAGAUCUGGAGAAGCAAGAGUCGGCAAGUCUUACUGUAAUCUGUACAGAGAUCGCGCGACUACUCGAGACUGCCAUUUCCAGAGGAGAAAAAGUAGUCGAAAAGGAGUUUGAGGAGGCUGGGGAUGAUAUUUCCGAUGAGGAAGCCGGAGAAAUCCUUCGUCGCCACAGCAUGGCUGAUAAUGGUUGUUUGCCGCUUUUCAACUUUUGCGUCAAUCCUAAGUCGUUUGGGCAGACUGUGGAGAACAUGUUCUACGUCAGCUUCUUGAUCAAGGAAGGGAAGGUCGGAUUGGAUUUCGACAGUCAUGGUCUCCCUACCCUCGGUAUUGCAGCAACUCGUACAAUGGCUGAGCGACAAGAGACGAAACGAAAUCAAGCAGUAUUCACCCUCGACUAUGAUGUCUGGGAGGACAUUGUAAAAAGCUUCGGAAUUACAAAGAGCAUCAUUCCUCAUCGUUCGGAGGAGAAUUAUGAUGAUGGCAUAAUUGAUUAUGCUCGUGGGGAAGACAAUGCUGCUAGGGAGGUCGAAGAAGAUGAGGAAUCUGAUGCAUAUGCAUAGUUCUGUCUGGAUGAUACUGCGUGCUGCGUCAACACUGUUUCUCUUCUGGUUUAUGAAAGCAUGAAGCGACGGUGUUUCCUAUGGGUGGUAUGAGCGGGUUUGGUUCUGCACUGUGCGAUUCAAAGUGUUGCAACAAUUGAAUGACAUUUCUAUUUGACAGACUGCAUAUCUUCAAUCGAAUGCAAAUGGUCAUCGAGACCG